AUGCUGCCGGCGGUUGUCAAGCUUUGUUGUGGCAUCUCCUAUCCUCACCUCAGGAGCAUGACAGGUCUGCAGCGGGCGGCCGUGGCAGUGAUAGGCCAGGAGAUCUCACACCUGCACACGAGGAGACAGGUGCACCAUCACCUCAAGGCCCACGCAGCCCAGUGGAACGAGCCCAGGUUCUCCCCGGCCCCGUGCUCGCCCUCCACAGACGAGACGCGCCUCUACCAGCAGCAGGGACGCGUCGCCAUGGAAACGGCUCUGUGCAUGCUCCAGGACAGAGACGGCUGGAAGACGGAGAUCACAGAGACCAAUGGAGACGUCAUCUGCAGUAAAGUCCUGAGAGGGAAUAAGAAGGUGUUUAAACUGGAGGCGGUUUUAGACGCCUCAGUGGAGCAGUUAUACGACGUCCUGUUCGUCAGAGUGGAGGAGAUGCACCGGUGGAACCCCAGUAUUCAGCAGAUCAGGGUCCUUCAGAGACUCGGCCCGGAGACUGUAAUCACACACGAGGUUUCCGCGGAGACGGCGGGGAACCUGAUUGGUCAGCGGGACUUCCUGAGUGUGAGGCACAGCUGUAAAAAUCAAACCAGAGUUUAUCUGGGAGGAACUGCCAUCCAACUGGACGCCUUCCCCCCACAGAGCGGCUUCGUCAGAGCGGAGGAUGGGCCCACCUGCAUCGUCAUCGAACCUGCAGGACCGAACAGAAGCAAAUUCACUUGGCUUUUAAACAUGGACGUCAAGGGUUGGCUCCCAAAGUCUCUGGUGAAUCAGGCCUUACCCCGGGCGCAGCUGGACUUCACCCGUCACCUGCGCGGGCACCUGUCGGCAGGGGGCGCUCUCCGGGGCUGA
Boleophthalmus pectinirostris (great blue-spotted mudskipper) is the source of this 846-nucleotide messenger RNA. RefSeq names its product steroidogenic acute regulatory protein 2 (gene star2). Lineage: Eukaryota; Metazoa; Chordata; Actinopteri; Gobiiformes; Gobiidae. Gene Ontology annotation, cellular component: mitochondrion; mitochondrial intermembrane space. Gene Ontology annotation, biological process: steroid biosynthetic process; regulation of steroid biosynthetic process; intracellular cholesterol transport. The record is from RefSeq and is a predicted model, not a curated record. Gene Ontology annotation, molecular function: cholesterol binding; cholesterol transfer activity. Bases 1 to 846 code for a protein of 281 amino acids. The transcript has 7 exons.